GAGGCAGAUGACAAAUACCCCUCCUGCGAUCAGCUGACAACGAUCAGCUGAAACGAGUGCACCUGUCGCAUCAUAUUGAUUCAUCGCGUCGAUUAUCAUUAAAGGGAAUCGUCAUCAAUGAAGCUAUUUCACGCUUCUCUCACGCGAGUGAUAAGAAAAAUACUAUAAUUCUGCAAUCAGGUUAUUGUGCGCGCGCGCACACGUUUCGAUAUUGACGCGAUUGACACUACAUCCUUAGCCACUUUGUUUACGAUUGUGGCAUGGGUGCUCCUGGAGUCUAUGUGUGCGUUGAUUUUCUCCAUCCCUACUCCCGGUGUCGAUGAGAACGAGAGAUACCCGCCAACUCGUCUGAGAGCAACGUGUCUCUCGAUCGAUUUUGAUCAAAUGCCAAAUGUGUGACAUCUGAAGCCGAAGCUCUCUUUUUUAUCUCUGUAUACGUUCUCCCAUCGGACAGAGUUAGGUCUCCUUAAUUCUGUAUUAAAUAAGGUUAGAACGAUCUCUUCAGGUUACAUCUGUGUGUACGACGUAAUAACUUAUGUUGGAGAAAGCGGCGAGUUCCUCGUCUCGUCAUUUUUCUCCUCGAAAAUGAACACGAUUCUCGACGAGAAUUCGUCCUAGAAUUCUGUUGGAUGUUCUCGUGAAUUGUGCAAAAGUUAUAUCGAGCAAACUGCGUUUAAUGUCAACGUAACAUUUGGGGUACGAUGGACGGAGAGGAUCUCGCAGACGUGGACCCGCGAGAGCUGCAAGAGACCCUUCAGACGUAUAGGAAACUUGCGGAUGAUUUUGUGAACCAUGACACAAUCUUAAAGGAUAAAACGGUCUUAUCGUAUCUAGCGUACGUUUUAGAGGUACCUGAUGUAGAUGUGGUUACUUUAGCCUUAGACAUUCUUGAGAUAUUUGUCAAGAAUGUAGACAAUUAUAUACACAUAACAUCCACCUUUGGUGUGCGUGAAUCCUUAGAAGCAAUUAUAAACAAAUACAGUCUGAGCGAACCAAAAUUGGCCAAUCGAGCACAACACAUCAAAGAUGACAUAGAGCGGAUGAAACCUCCUAUAUAUAAUUUACGCAGUCGUUGUAGGCGAGUUAUAGAGCCUAAAAAAUUAAAGACUCAUGUAAUAGUUUUACAUGUCCAAGGUCUACUACCGGAAACUCGAUCCGAGUUGGAAGGAAUAUUGAUAAGAAUCGAAGGUCUCGUUUCACUUGUUGUUGAUGUAGAGCAUCAGCGUGUAACUAUGCGUACCUUGAAUUUUGUCACUGCAAAACAAAUUGCGGAAGCAAUCGACAAAAAUACAGACAUUAUGGAAGCAAGAUUGGUGACAAGAAACAAAUUUAAUCAAGAGUUUCUUGUAAAAUUGCUACAAACGGGCGAUAGCGAUAGUGAAGAGAUGCCUGACUAUUUACCUGAAGAGGAAGAAGAAGAUGAUAGGGAAGGAGUUGUGUCGUUAUUUACCGGUUUAAAACAAAGCGCUUCAUCUCUAUAUAAAUCUACCGCUGAGUUUCUAAGUAAUUCCUUUUAUUGGUAAAAUUUGUAAUUGUAAUAGAAAUUGUAAUUAUAAUUAGCAUUAUUAUUGUUUAUAAUUUUAUUUAUUUGAAAUCUUAAUUGUCGUUUUAAAAGAAGGCCAGGAACAAUUGUGCAUAUAGACCAUAUAUAUAUUACCCGAAUAUAGAUGUAUAUUAAGGAAAAAUCCUAAAUAAUUUUUAGUAAUAAUUGUGACCAAUGAAAUAUACAUUAUUUCAGAAUCUCAUACUUUGCAUCAGCAUAUUUAUGCUUGAUAAUGAUCAGUCAUUAACAAAUCGGUUUUUAUAGUGUUUAUAUAAAUAAGCCUUUCUGACCUUCUGUACUAAAAUUAAUGUGUAUAAACAAAUUUCUAAGUCUUUACAUCUAUAUUUGUAAAAGAGGGAAGUAUGUUCUUAUAUUUGUAUGUAUACAAAGUUAACUUUUUUAUUUUUCAUAUUUUAACAGUCAUGCAUGUUCCAUCUUGAAUUAGCUGAUUAAUUUAAUAUCAAUAAAUAUCAAUAAUGUAUACAUACAUUAUGUUGCAUAUAGAUCAGAGAAUGUUUUUCUAAUAUAUUAAUAUAAGCAUGUAAGCAAAUUUCAAUGUGCACUAUAUGUACUAAAAAUUUAAUUAUUUAAGUAAACAAAUCUGAUAUAAAUAAGAAUUCAUUGUAGAAGCUUGUAAGAUAUCAGAUUAAAUAUAUAUGACAUGACAUUCAAGUCACAAUUCGCAAUAUAUAUAGUACAGUUCUUGCAAAUUCGAUUUUACAAUAAUUGUUAUCAAUGUCAACUGUUUCUAUUUACAAGUUGCUUAUAUUUAUGAAAAUUUCGCUAUUUACAAAAAACUAAUAAAUAACGUUUAACUAAUCGUCGAAAUUUGCGCUUUUGUAUGUUUAUUAUUAUUAUAUGAUUAAUAACUUUCUUUUUAAAAUAAAGUAAUCAUAUAGAAAAGAAAAAAGUUUAAAAAGCUAUUACUUAAAUCAUUUUUCAAAAAGUACAGAUUAUGUAUUAAAAUACUCUUUCAAAUGUUCUGGUAAACUUUGUACAAUUCAUCGUAAUAUAUUUCCAUAUUCGUCAGAUUUGUACAAAGAAUGAAGUGUAUAGAGAUGAAACGUCCUGUAAAUCAACUUUAUUUUAUGUAUAACACAAAUUUUGUGUACUACUUCUAUUAUUAUAUAAUAAUAGAACUUGUCAGUUUUAGCUGCCACUGCACGAAAAGGAACAAUUUAUGCAACUACUCGCAUAAUGUAUGAGGUGUGGAUACAAUAUGUAUGAUUACUACAAAGUACAUCUCUCUAAUAAUACGCCUUAGAAAUUAUUUCGUUUAAAUGAGCACAUCCAAAUUUUUAUUUUAUCUUAUUCUUAACUCGCUAAAAAUUUCGGUAUAGUAUUGUCUAUGUGUAUAUUUACAGAUGUAAUAUAUAAUUGUCAUUAAGGCAAUUUGAGUUUCAAAGCAGGUACAAUAGAUGGAUGCAAAACAUCAUUCUUUUCGAUAAUUGAGUAAACGCAACAGUUCAUGGGUAUGUGUAUGUGAGAAAUAUAAUAUAUAGCUUACAAUAAUUAUUAGUACUGGUAAUAUUCACGGAAUGAGUAUGAAGUUUUCGUGUGCAGUCUAGCCAAGUUUGACUAUUUCGCUUACAAUAUAACUCACAUCGUAAACUAUAUAUAAAUGCUUAAGGCUGAAAUCAAUAAGUACAUAGUCGCUUACUUAUUUUUUGACUUUUGUUGGCUGUGAAGUAAAAAAAAUUAAGUUCUUUACGUAUGAGCGUUUUCUUAGGAGAUACAUACAUUGACACAAAAUAAUUCUCCUAUUAUGUAAAUGGAGUAGCUUUCAGGGAAGCAAACUUUAUAUUUUUGUAUUUUUUUCUAUUCAUUUUUGUCUAAACGUCUUUUUGUACCCAUAAUAUAUUGCAAAUAUAAAAGAUCGAUACAGGUACAAUAAUAUCUUUCGAUACAUGCUUCAAAACUAAA
Nylanderia fulva is the source of this 3466-nucleotide messenger RNA. Its product is annotated as armadillo repeat-containing protein 1. NCBI's taxonomy places the organism in Eukaryota, Metazoa, Arthropoda, Insecta, Hymenoptera, Formicidae. The record is from RefSeq and is a predicted model, not a curated record.